CGCGUCAAUUUGGCGCGGGAAAGGUUGUGAGUGAGGUUACAUUUCGGGUGUUGUAAAAGCGCGCGAACUUUCUUUCACGUGACGUUUAUCUAUGGUCUUUUUUUUAAAUAACCAGAAAUGUGUUCUUAAUUUAAUGUUAUGGGAAUAUAUUCUAACCUUUUAAUUCAUAACUUAAUUAUUUUUUUGUCAUACAAUAGUGACUAAGUGAAUAAAUAUCAGUGUAAUAAUUUAUUAAUAGUAAAGUGAUUAUUUAAAUAACAAAAGAUGUGUUCUGGAAUGCUGACGUCAUGAACUAGACAAGGAUGUCGCCAGGAGACAGAUAUUGGAAGUGGAGGCUGAUUUUUUCAGCUUUCUCGUUCGCUUUUGCUAAUUCACAAGACAUAUCGGCGUGCUGCGAUAAGGCGACGGGAACAUGUCGGAGCGUUUGCGAAAAGAUGUCCCUGGUGGAAAUUGCAUCGGACUCGGCUAUGCGGGAGGAGAGAAUACAGAACAUUUAUAAAUUUUGUGCGCCGCAAUUGAUAGAGUUCUGGAUAUGCAUGAAUCAAACUAUACAGGAAGUAGUCCAAGGCUCAGGCUGGUGGGGUCGGGCCUGUUGUUCACUGGGCCAUUCGCCGUUAUGCCGUACGGCGUGUGCUACCGCGUCUGACGCGAGAGCGCUGUCCAAUACCUGUCGGCGAUCUGAUGAAAUCGCUUUCUUCGACUGCGUGCAGAAGCAGCAAGAAGCGCAGUGGUGCUGUUCACAAACCCAGUCGCUGAGCUGCCACGAGGCGUGCUCGCGCGCGCUGUGGCGGGUGGGCGCGCGCGCGGAGGGGCGCGGCGCGGCGCGGGAGCGCGCGGCCGACAAGUGCGACCGCUCGCCGCCGCUGCUGCAGUGCCUCGCCGACCUCACCGCCACUACUGUGCACACCGACACCUCCAAAUACCUGCCAUGUUGCCACGAAUCCCCAAGCCAAGAGUGUCGCAGUACAUGCGAAACAGUGCUCCGCCGCACGGGAGAGUCCCAGGAAAUCGCCGAAGCCCUAUCCCAGGAAUGCGGAGCGCCCGCUAUACACGACAAUAUGUGGCAGUGCUUCUUGCGGAAGGACGCUCCUGCUGACACCAAAGAUGUUAUUCCUCAUGAUGUCGCUAAACUGCAUUGCUGUCAGAAGGGUACGACAAUCAAUUGUCGGCGGCUGUGCUUUAACACUUUUAACUCCGGCUGGCAAACCAAUUGGCAGAAAUUUUAUUCGGAGUGUCUUGGAGAUCCUCAGGAAACUGAAUUAGCUGAGUGUAUAGAAGAAGUGGAGUCUCCGUGUUCUCUUGGAUGCGCUGGUCUGACAUACUGCAGCCAGCUCAACAACAGACCAAGUAGUCUGUUCCGAUCGUGCUCCGCUCAAGCAGACCUCGAUGCUCAUCUUGCUGUUGCUGAGCAGAAGGGAUCUGGUUAUGUAACGGUUGCUGGAAUGCAGUUGCCUUUGAAGAAUUCAACUCAAUGCACGACUGAUGUGUGGAAGAGCGUGGCUUGCGCGCUACACGUCAAACCGUGUACUGCCAAGGGGCACAGCAGCCUGCUGUGCAUGGAGGACUGCGUGCGGGUAGUGUCCGCGUGCGUGGAGUGGUCCCUUGCGCCGCUGUCGGCGCCGGCGCUGUGCGCGCGCCUGGCGCCGCCGCGCCGCGCCGCGCCCUGCGUGCCGCUGUCCGACUUCAUGGCGCCCAGUCCAGAACCUCCAUUAUUAUCAGCUGGAGAGGCAGUUCGGUCGCCUUGUGCUGGAGCUCCUUGCAAUUCGUCGCAAGUUUGUGCGCUUAAUAGAAGCUGUGCUACCACGGAUUCCUGUACUCGCUAUGUUUGUCUCGAUGGAUGUCCUCUAGGUGACGGUAGCCCUUAUGUAGUUCCAAUUGGGUCAUGGGUUCGAGUUCCAAUGCCCUGCGCUUCGCAGAAAGUUUGUAUCAAGAUAUGUCGCUGCACCAAUCGAGGUCUUACUAAUUGUCAGCCUCUGCCCAGUGUUGCGUUGGACAACUGUCGGUUGCAUGAUAAAAUUGUUAAACAUGGCGAGCGCUACUACAUGGAGUGCAACCCGUGCCGCUGCAUGUCGGGCGAGCGCGUGUGCGGGCGGCGCGCGUGCGGCCGCGCCGCGCUCAUGACGGGGCUGCCGUGCAACUGCCCGCCGCACCACCUGCCCGUGCACACGCCCGCCCGCCUCUACCCCAACGCGUGCUUGGCCAAAUGCGCCGGCGCAACGGACGGCGAGAUCGAGUUCGGCAGCCGCGCGGCGUGCCCGAGCGCGGCGUGCCCGCGCCGCCACGUGUGCCUGCCCGCGCGCUCCGUCUGCCUCUCGCGCCUGCAGCUCGACUGCCCGCAGCAUGCUUGCGUGAACAUAUCAAACUGCAAUGCCCAACCGACCAAUCCGGUGUGUGAUACAGACGGACAGACACAUUCGAAUCCAUGCCAUCUUGUCAUGAGUGGAAGAAAAUUGGCUUAUUGGGGAUAUUGCUUGCAGGGAUGUUCUUCUACUGGCACCGUUUGUGGGGUCAAUGGCGUAUCUUAUUCGUCUGAAUGUGCUUCUUGGGCUGAAUAUGUUAGUGUCGAUUAUUACGGCCCGUGCUUUGCAGUUGGUCCCAUUUCUGAUGUCAUGGAACCGAAAUGCCAAUUAGAUCGAAUUCUGUGUCCUCCAUUGAAAAAACCUAACUGUCUAGGUUUCACCGCUCCCGGGGCGUGUUGUCCGAAAUGUGGUGGAGCUCUGAGAAUUUUGUAUUCGAAAAAACAAAUCGACAGAGCUCUUUACGGAACAAAUAUAUCUGCAUCCGUUAUUAAUCUCAAAAAUGUGCUAUCCGCUUUAGAAAGACAUGUGAAAGUUGCAGAGUGUGCGCUCAGAGGGUACUUGACUAUAGAAAUGGAGAUUUUCGUUACGAUCGAAUCUAUUUUGAAGAAUCCUACAGAUUUACAGUUAAAAGUAUGCAUAUUGGAAGCUGAGAAAAUAGCUGAUCUCAUUAAUAGGGAUAGUGCGUUAAUAACAAGUGAUUUAGGACUGAGUGCGUUAUCAUACGCUUUAAUUGUCCACACUUAUCCUACUCAAGCAGGUGGUGGUCUAGGCAUAUCUGUUAUUACGUUAAUCAUUUCUUUUAUAAGUGUUUAUGUAUUAAGAUAAAUUUAUGAUAUAAGGUUAUUGUAAAUAAUAUAAGUGUAAAUAAAACAUGUAAAUAGCGAUCUAUUUCAUAGGAAAUUUGUACCCUUAUAUCGAUAAUGAGAUUAAUGCUUUGGUCUGCUUUAUGUGAGUCAAAGACGCAAUUGAUGUUAUAACUUGUUUAAGAGUUUAAAGUACAGUUUUUUAACAGCAAAGAAGUGCCAUGUUUGUAUUUACGUUUAAAAUAUCUCAGUAGAUCCGUAUUAUGUAUAGACUGAAUUAAGCAUUUGUAACCAAUUUACAAAAGACAAAGUAGUCCUUAUACCAAAUAUGUUAUUGUAUUGUUAUUUUGUUGAGACGAAUGUUUAUAUUGUGUAUUGUAAGAGAUAUUUAUAUUUAAAGGUGAUAAAAUAAAAGUCAGUACACAUAA
Messenger RNA from Zerene cesonia (dogface butterfly), 3531 nucleotides. RefSeq names its product reversion-inducing cysteine-rich protein with Kazal motifs (gene Reck). Gene Ontology annotation, biological process: extracellular matrix organization. The record is from RefSeq and is a predicted model, not a curated record. Gene Ontology annotation, cellular component: plasma membrane. The transcript is spliced from 18 exons. Lineage: Eukaryota; Metazoa; Arthropoda; Insecta; Lepidoptera; Pieridae. Gene Ontology annotation, molecular function: metalloendopeptidase inhibitor activity; protein binding. Bases 303 to 3125 code for a protein of 940 amino acids.